Danio aesculapii is the source of this 1565-nucleotide messenger RNA. RefSeq lists its product as uncharacterized. The coding region runs from base 495 to 1151 and encodes 218 amino acids. The record is from RefSeq and is a predicted model, not a curated record. NCBI's taxonomy places the organism in Eukaryota, Metazoa, Chordata, Actinopteri, Cypriniformes, Danionidae. The transcript has 4 exons.
GUCACAUACAUGAAAUAUUUCAAUAUUUAUGGCAUAUGGUACUGUUUAUAUUAUUUCACCAUCUGUACACCAAUAUAAGUAGUGAAUGUGCAUGUCUGUGGGUGGGGCUGUGUCGGUGUGGUACUGUGGGCUGGUGAUGCUACAGUGAUUUUUUUUUGUCCCAGUCCGCCACUGACUGACUCUCAACAGCCAUAUAACUCGUCUAUGGCUUCAUUGCAUUAUUGUUUGCAUUGCGUGUAUGGAUGUGUGGUCAUGUCAAGCCCUGCUUCCUCGCAAACAUUAUAAUAACUCUGAGAGCCUGUGAUGACAGUGUUUUAUUAGCACUUUUAUCAGAACAUGUUGUAAAUGUGCAAUGAUGGGAUGGAGUGAGUUGGGGGCGCAACCCAGGGAUCAAUAUCAGGGAUGACCACCCGUCUCUGACCGCGUUAUUGUAAAACUGAAAGUAUUAUAGAGCAAACAUUUGUGCGAUUGCAGAGAAGAGGGACAGAAAGUAAAUGAAGUCAGAAUGUGAGGACAAAGCCUGUCAUUGGGAAGUAAAAGCCAUGACUGUCAAUAAAAUAAAUGCAGUGCAGGUCUUCAUGCUGCUGUGGGGUUUCACUGCAGUCUGCCAAACUGAUGCUGAUGCCUGCAAUGUGAGAUGUAACGAUGUGACUGGAACUGUGGGAAAAGAAGUGAUUUUCACCUGCAGCUUCUCUGAACAGUGCACUGAAGGCUGUGAUAAACUGUAUAAGUUUCAGUAUUCUGAGAAAUAUAAUGACUCCACAAUCUGUAGAGAAGAGUUUCCCGAUGACGCCUGUGAAAAGAAGAAAACCUUCACAUGCAGAUACACUCCAGAUACAGCAAUGAAGGAAACAAUCAGAUUCUUUUUGCAAACUAAUAGUUCAACAAAAACAGCAGAAUUCACUGUGGAGAUAUUAGGGCAUGAAUCACGCAUAGAUGGUUCUCCUAUUGUUACUGGGAGUGCUGGACAUGAGAAUACUCCUGUUUCUGUCAUCUCUGCAGUUGUGGACUGUAUCAUCAUCAUCUUCAUCAUCAUCAUCAUAUUGACCAUCAUUAUCAUCUACAAAAAGCAUCCUGAUGCAUUUCAGAGGAUUCAAAUGAUUCAGAUCACCGGACAGAAUUGUCAUGACAGUAAUACAGAACAAGUGUAAUUUCACUAUGAAAGCAAAGGUUAUUUUGAAUGAGGUUCUCCUAAAGGAUCCGCUUCAUCGAACUGCAGACAACAUAAAUCUCUGUUAUACCUCAAACCACUGUGGUAUGUGGUAAUACCAAUAUGUGGUAUUAAAUCCGGCACAGAUCUGAUGUUUUGCAAUUUGAACGGUUAUGUCAAAAUUCAAUUUAGUUUUUGAUUGCCAUGCACCAUUUUGCACAAACUACAAGCAUCGUCUUCCUCUUUAGCGGCUGCUCAUUAACCCUUCAAUGAGUUCACUACAGCGGUGUGGUCGACCUCUGAAGCAAACAUUCACCACUUGUGUUGCACCACACAGUUUUACACAUGCAGUAGAUUAACAGUUGAUCAAAUAAGCUCGGUUCCUGUUUGUUCAAACUACUUACUGUGAUUAAAA